AUGCCUAGGGAUCCCUUGAUUGGAAUUGUGGGCAAGCCCUCGUCCGGUAAGUCUACUACGUUGAACUCGCUGACGGAUGCAUCUGCGGCUGUGGGGUCGUUCCCGUUCACCACCAUUGAGCCCAACAAGGCCACUGGGUACUUGCAAGUCGAUUGUGCGUGCAGCCGGUUUGGGAAGGAGGAGCUAUGUAAGCCUAACUACGGCUGGUGUGAGAAGGGUAAGAGACAUAUACCGAUCAUGCUUCUGGAUGUUGCAGGGUUGGUGCCUGGUGCACACUCUGGUAGGGGUCUCGGUAACAAGUUUUUAGAUGACCUUAGACAUGCGGAUGCGCUGAUCCAUGUGGUGGAUGUCAGUGGUACCACUGAUGCGGAAGGUAAGAACUGCCGGGGCUACGACCCAUUGAACGAUAUUGAAUGGCUGCAAGACGAGAUCAGGCUGUGGAUAGAGAACAACUUGAAGAAAAGGUGGGGGUCGAUUGUCCGCAGGCACACUGCUACGAAAUCCAGUGUUGUGGACACGUUACAAGCGCAGUUCGGUGGUUAUGGUUCGCUGAUCCCCAUGGUGCAACGGUGCCUGGACAGGCUAGAGGGGCUGCCACCUCUGGAGAAGUGGGACGACGAGUGGAUAACGAAAGUGGUGAAGUCCUUUAUGAUGGAGAAGUUCCCUACGGUGCUAGCGUUGAACAAGAUCGACCACCCGGACGCUGACAAGAAUGUGUCCAAGAUCAUGCUAAAAUACCCCGAGACAAAAGCAGUGUUGACCAGUGCCAUCACGGAAGUGUUUUUGAGGAAGUUGAAGAAGCAAGGGUUCAUCCAGUAUGACUCCGGGACCGAGUUUGUGGAUACGUGCGAGGACGACCCGUCGUUGAAGCCCCUGGACGAGAAGUCGCUAGCGCGCAUAGAGAACAUCCGCGACCUGGUGCUGUACAGGUUUGGGUCCACGGGUGUGGUGCAAGUCCUGCAAGCGGCCACCGAUGUUCUGGACCUGAUCCCCGUGUACACUGUCAAGAACAUGACCACAUUCACGGGUGGGAACGGCACCAAUGUGUUCCGGGACUGCUUCCUGGUGAAGCGCGGCACACCAGUGGGCAAAGUCGCCCGCUACAUACUGGGCGAUGUCACUGUCGCCGCGAUAGAGACAGUUGGCAGCGUCCGUGUCUCGGAAGAGACACCCGUGCUGCCAGGCAAGAACGACAUCCUCACUUUCAAAAUAGCUCCAAGAAGCUGA
Messenger RNA from Nakaseomyces glabratus, 1227 nucleotides. RefSeq lists its product as uncharacterized. Lineage: Eukaryota; Fungi; Ascomycota; Saccharomycetes; Saccharomycetales; Saccharomycetaceae. Gene Ontology annotation, molecular function: ATP hydrolysis activity; GTP binding. The record is from RefSeq and is a predicted model, not a curated record. Gene Ontology annotation, cellular component: cytoplasm.